GCUACAUCCAGAAGAUAAAGUCGGGAGAGGAGGAUUUUGAAUCUCUCGCUUCCCAGUUUAGCGACUGCAGCUCAGCCAAAGCGGGAGGCGACCUGGGCGCCUUCGGAAGAGGUCAGAUGCAGAAGCCUUUUGAAGAUGCCUCGUUUGCGCUGAGGGCUGGCGAGAUGAGCGGCCCGGUUUUCACAGAAUCAGGGAUCCACAUCAUCCUACGCACGGAGUGA
Molecule: messenger RNA, 221 nt
Organism: Eurypyga helias (sunbittern)
Lineage: Eukaryota; Metazoa; Chordata; Aves; Eurypygiformes; Eurypygidae
Product: peptidyl-prolyl cis-trans isomerase NIMA-interacting 1
Exons: 2
Cellular component (GO): nucleus; cytosol
Molecular function (GO): peptidyl-prolyl cis-trans isomerase activity
Source: RefSeq, a predicted model, not a curated record